AUGCUCAUCACUAUCAUGUCAAAUGUCGCCAAGAGUACACCAUACACCAACUACAUCGUAUGGAUCCAGUUUCUUCCCCGAUACUUCAACCAACCCUACGCGAUUUCGGUCACAUAUCAACUCCUGAUUGCACUCUCAACAAAUUUCAUUGGGUACGGUCUGGCAGGUCUGUGCCGCCGGUUUCUCGUCUAUCCUGCGUACUGUGUCUGGCCAACAUCACUAGUCACGAUUGCUCUGAACUCGGCUUUCCACGAUUCAGCAUCAGAGACUGCAGUUGUCUUAGGCCCUCUGAAAUCCAUCUGGAGAAUGCCGCGACUCAAGUUUUUUGCUUGGGCGUUCGGCCUUAUGUUCGUGUAUUUCUGGCUACCAAAUUAUCUUUUCGCCGCUCUCAGCUACUUUAGCUGGAUGACCUGGCUUGCUCCGAACAAUCGAGAUCUCGCUACCAUUACAGGAGGCACCACAGGCCUCGGACUGAAUCCUUUACCGAGUCUAGAUUGGAACAUUCUCACAUUCAAUGUCGACCCACUCAUGGUGCCAUUCUUCUCCACCUUCAAUUUUUUCAUCGGUGCUUUCUUCUCCAUGUUCGUUAUCAUUGCUAUUUACUAUAGUAAUGCUUUCAACUCGGCCUACCUGCCUAUCAAUUCCAACCGGCCGUUCGAUCAUUUUGGCCUUCCUUAUAAUGUAAGCUCAAUCAUCGACGACAAGGGCAUCUUUGACGGCGCCAAGUAUGAAGCUUACUCUCCUCCAUUCCUGUCUGCUGGAAACAUCGUUGUAUACAUGUUUUUCUUCGCACUGUACUCGGCAACCGUUGCCUAUGGCAUUCUCUACCACCGACACGAGAUCAUGUUGGGACUUCGCGACAUUUGGUCGAGUUUGAGAAAGAAGAAAAACGAUGGAGGCGAGAACAUCGACCGCAACACUCUUGACGUGCACAACAGGCUGAUGAGGGCCUACAAGGAAGUGCCUGAGUGGUGGUAUAUGAUCUGCCUUGUCAUCUCUAUUACCAUCGGCAUGAUUGGAAUCGCUGCGUACCCUACCAACACCACUCCUUUCGUGGUUCUGUACGGAAUCGGUCUGUGCCUCCUCUUCGUCAUUCCCAUCGGAAUUAUUGCCGCAAUGACAGGCGUGCAAGUCACACUCAAUGUGCUUGCCGAGUUCAUUGGAGGUGUUUGGGUUGAGGGCAACGCCAUCGCAAUGUGUUUCUUCAAGUCAUAUGGAUAUGUCACCUGCGCACAUGCCCUUUCCUUCAGUGCAGACCUCAAACUCGCUCACUACCUCAAGAUUGCUCCCCGCUUUACUUUCUGGGCUCAGAUGGUACCGACGUUGGUGUCUACAUUCAUUAGUGUAGCCAUCCUGCAGUACCAGGUUCACAUUGAGAAUAUCUGCACUCCCGACGCGCCGUUCCGGUUUACUUGUCCCGGCCCCAACACUUUCUUUACUGCAGCUGUCUUUUGGGGCACCGUCGGUCCUCGAAAGAUGUGGGGCGUAGGCGGCCCUUACUCAGUCACACUUAUCGGGUUCCCUCUUGGUAUAUUGCUGGUGGUUAUCUUCUAUGUCCUGAGCCUUAAGUGGCCAAAGAAUGCGAUCGUUCGCAAUGCUCAUCCAGUUGUUAUGCUGGGCGGUGCACUAGCUUGGGCGCCGUACAAUCUAGCCUAUCUGUGGCCUGCAGUGCCGGUGGCUGCGUUCUCUUGGCUGUAUUUGAAGAAGAGAUUCCUCGGAUUUUGGUCAAAGUAUAACUUUGUAACUUCAGCUGCCUUUUCUUGCGCCAUUGCAAUCUCUGGCAUAGUCAUUUUCUUUGCACUGCAGGUGUGGGACAUUGAGUUGAGUUGGUGGGGAAAUGAUGUUGUCGCGGAAGGAUGCGAUGCUGCAGGGAACUGCGUGCUCAAGUCUUUGGCUGAGGGAGAAUAUUUUGGUCCUAGACUUGGAGAAUUCCAUUAA
Messenger RNA from Phaeoacremonium minimum UCRPA7, 1938 nucleotides. RefSeq names its product putative opt oligopeptide transporter protein. Gene Ontology annotation, biological process: transmembrane transport. The transcript is spliced from 2 exons. Gene Ontology annotation, molecular function: oligopeptide transmembrane transporter activity. The coding region runs from base 1 to 1938 and encodes 645 amino acids. The record is from RefSeq and is a predicted model, not a curated record. Lineage: Eukaryota; Fungi; Ascomycota; Sordariomycetes; Togniniales; Togniniaceae.